UGCGGAGGGGAACGCCCGCCCGCCGCCAUGGAGGCCCGCUACAACCUCAAGAGCCCGGCUGUCAAACGUUUAAUGAAGGAAGCUGCAGAACUGAAGGAUCCUACAGAUCACUACCAUGCACAACCUUUGGAGGAUAACCUUUUCGAAUGGCACUUUACUGUGAGAGGCCCUCCAGAUUCGGAUUUYGACGGAGGAACCUACCACGGCAGAAUAGUGCUGCCACCUGAGUAUCCCAUGAAGCCACCAAGUAUUAUUCUGCUGACGGCCAAUGGCAGGUUUGAAGUGGGGAAGAAAAUUUGUUUAAGCAUCUCAGGGCAUCAUCCUGAAACAUGGCAGCCUUCAUGGAGUAUAAGAACAGCUUUACUAGCCAUUAUCGGAUUCAUGCCAACCAAAGGUGAAGGAGCCAUAGGAUCUCUAGACUACACACCAGAAGAAAGAAGAGCACUUGCAAAGAAGUCACAGGACUUCUGUUGUGAAAUCUGUGGCACGUCUAUGAAGACGGCGCUCUUACCACUCACCUCAGGAAGUGUGUCAAGCCAGGCAGACAAAGAGGCCAAAGAACUUGCCAGACAAAUUAGCUUCAAGGCAGAAGUGAGCUCCUCCCGCAAGCCUGAUGCCGGYGCCGCGAGCACAGCGGGAUCGACGCUCCCGGCCGCGCAGCCGGAGCRCCGGCAGGACGGCGCAGCCGGAGCAGCCCCGGAUGCCUCCGGCGCAGCGCGCGAAGCUCCGAGCAGCGGCGCGAGGAGCAGCCAGGACCCCGCUCCCGCCGCCGCCUCGCUGAGCCCCCGGCAGCGCCGAGCCCAGCAGCAGAGCCGGAGGAGGGCCCCGUCUUCCACCGACUUCCAUCGSGUCCAGCAGCCGCGGGUCGACAUGAACCACACGGGAUCCACUGUCCUCAUCGUCCUCCUGACCCUUGCGUUGACGGCUCUUAUAUUUCGAAGAAUAUAUUUGGCUAACGAGUAUAAAUUUGAGUUUUAAGGGCUCUUUUCCGUCUCGAGAGCUGCGACUUGAAUGCUUUGCUGAACAAGGUUUUGGAUAUGGGAACUGUUUACAAAGAUUACUAUUUGUAUUUACACUUGAGUCCUUGUGAAUGUUAAUGCACCUAACAGGUUCAUUACUGUUCAUAUUUAAAAAGAAAAAUUGGACAUCUGAUUAUAACAAGUGUUAAUCGAGUGCCCUCUAGAUAGUUGGAGAAACCAUACAGGGGAAUGGUAAGGUUUAGGCAUAUGAGGGGACUCGAUUUGCAUGUAAUUUAUUAACUAGAAAACGACAAUUUAAAGAAAGUGGUUGAUGCAUUUUUUUAAGGAACACAAAUGCAAAUAAUGACCCUAUCUUUGUUAGUAUAAGAUAACGCUGGAGAAAGGRUUUUAAAAGAAAACAUCAUUAUGUGUUUGUGUUCAAUGAGCUCCUAAUGUACAGGAAAUAAAUGUUUUGUAACCACUUUUAUUUACCGUGACACAUUUCCAGGGGCRGGGUGGGGGGAAAUGCAUAUACAGGUUGGUUAAGAAUUUGUCUUCUGUGUAUGAAAGGGGAAAAGGGAAAGGGGAGCAAAGAAGGGGCCAGAAAACUAAUUAUUUUGGUUUUGACUUUGGAAGUAAGAUUAGAUAACCUUUUGCCAGAUUUCAUUGUCCUCUUCUGAUACUGUCAAUUGUAUAUCUUGCUUUUUUUUUAAUUUGAAGAUUAUAUGAAACAUCUUUAUUCUUGCAAUAGUUAUAAAUAUGUAAUAUAAUUAUUUACCCAGAGCUAUUGUCUUUUAAUUAUAAAUAUACAUAGUGCAUUAAACUGAAAUUUGGGYUUAUUUACUAAAGGAAAGUGAAACCGUAUCAUACGUAAACUCUCUG
This is a messenger RNA of Nothoprocta perdicaria, 1841 nucleotides long. RefSeq names its product ubiquitin conjugating enzyme E2 J1 (gene UBE2J1). The transcript has 8 exons. The record is from RefSeq and is a predicted model, not a curated record. Bases 28 to 978 code for a protein of 316 amino acids. Lineage: Eukaryota; Metazoa; Chordata; Aves; Tinamiformes; Tinamidae.